Molecule: messenger RNA, 2360 nt
Organism: Varroa destructor (honeybee mite)
Lineage: Eukaryota; Metazoa; Arthropoda; Arachnida; Mesostigmata; Varroidae
Source: RefSeq, a predicted model, not a curated record
AUUGCUAGUAAUUUUUUGUCAGUCGUGGCAAUCGUCGAGUUAAAGUAACGCAAGUAUCCGCAAAACUUAACUUAUCUAUGUGGUGUGAACUGUUAAUUCUAAGCAUGGCAGCUGCGAUGACAUUUGGUUCUCCAGCGAACUCUAGUGACCUUCUUCAUAAUCAUGCACCUGAUCCUGGACCUGCACCAGUGUAUACAGGGUCGCGGACGCAGGAAGCUCUUUAUCAUGACUACCUCACACAAAUUGCCCGAACGAGAAAAGAUAAGGAAACGAUAAGCGGAUCCACUUCGUUGCCGAAGUUCGAAGGAAAUUAUGGCGUUUCUGAUAUAUCCAUAGCACCGUCUACAGUGAACAUUAAGAGGAAAUCAAAAAAAAGGCCUACAACGCCUGGGCCUGUUCUAUACGAUUAUGGAUAUCCUGAUGAUGUCGAGACAGCACAAGGAAAGAAUAUUUAUACCACCAGCGGAAAACAAAAAAACUCGUUCAGAGAUAACAAGGAAGUAAGCGGCACGCAUGGAUAUUACGCAACACCUGGUUCUUCCACAAAUAGAGACAGAAGACCCUACGAAUCAUCGUAUUAUGAGCCGAUCGAUUACGAUGAUGGAUAUUACCAGGCAGAAGCUAGCGGCAUACAACAGCAAACUGCGGAACAGCCUCCAGAAGGAGCGGGGUCCGGACCUUCGUCUAAGGUACGGCCCUCACAUGCAGGUCACAGGGGAAAAAUCGUCAAUUCAGCCCACGAAAUCGAUCAAAUUAAGGCUUCAGCAUCUGAAUACUACGGAGGCUAUGGAAAUGGUUACGGCGGCGGCUACGAUGAUUUCCACCAUGCUUACGGCGGAGGUAGCUACCACCAAGUACCUUACCGACCGUCUCAUCACCGGAGUUCGAAAGGGCCGCUCGCUCUUUUACUAGGUUUGCUACCUCUGGGUCUUCUUUUCGCCAGUCUGAUGCCAUCCUUCUACAAUGUUCCCUUUGCCGCAAUUCCACCAGCUGGCAUCGCAGUGCAAAAUAUUGCUGCCCCUCCAGUGGCCGGGCGCCGUCGCCGUGACAUCCACGUGGACGACGCACCCAAAAAUAACGAUGUAAAACCACGCUCGUUAACGGCAAUGUCCUCGCUCCAGACCACGCUUACUUCAGUGAUUGAAUCUAACCCCGUCAUUAAGGUUCUUCAAGAAUACAGGCUACACGGUCUCAAUAGUCCCUCCUGUAUCCAACGCCUCACCUGCGAAAUUCUGUUGACCCAACCCUGGAUGCAAACUUUUGCAAAAAGUUAUGACUCCUCCUGGGCAAAGCCGUUGGGACUUAACCCGCUUGUGAAGGCCGUAGUAACUGGAAAGUGCAAAAAACUCAACUGCACCAAUAAUAAUGAGUCGUUUGCUACUCUAUCCGUAGUCAAUCAAAAUAGUAACGUCAACUUUAAAAUGAACAGUAAGAAUAGCAUUGAUGCAAACUCCGUUUUAUAGUUCGCACGAAGUUACAUACUUCGGUACAUACUUUUUUGAAGUAAUCUUAUAACGAUAUUUGAGUUGAUAAGUAUACCUUUUGCGACGGUUGCGACCUACCUGCACCUAUACGCCCUAGCUCAUAAGUGUCUGUGCUUUUACUUUAAAAGCCGCUCUAAAGGCCUAACCCGCGUGUUUAUAGACGUAUGAUAAAAGUUUACAAGAAACGCACUGUACCGAAAUGAAACUUUUCGGGAGCAUGGCCAGCUGAAUUUAGUAAUAAAAAACAAUCUAGUACUCAACUUUCUUUCGCACUUUUUUAAGAUAGAUACUUAUUCUUUCUGAACUUACUACAAAUCCUGUGAGUGGGACACAUAUCCAAAGAUUUUUUAAAUUCUAGGUUGUAUGAUAUGCAUCAAACAAAGACAUUAAAACGAAAUUGACUAUGGCUCUUAUAUUAAUUAUUAUAUGAUAUGAUCGUAUGAUAUGUUAAACUUAUACCAUUAAAGGAUAACAAUUACAGCUUAUUCAAUUGUAUUCCUUUGAUAGAGGUCUUUAACUGCUGUAUGCCAGAUUAUCAUUGAAUAUCAGAAAUGGACAACCAUCGAAUGUGAGCUAAUUAUGUGUAUGUAUAGUAAAUAAGCUUCUCUAAAUUAGAAAAUUAAUAUGUGCCAAGUAUAAUAAAUUUAUUAAAAUACGUUUUCAGUCAAAACUAUAACAUACUUUCCUCAAAUGUGAAGUAGAGCGAUCAUAUUUGUUUCCAAGAUGAGCAUUAACACAGUAAAAAAUAUUAUUUGUACCUUGUAAUGCUGUCUUAGACGAAACAGGAGCUCCAUCUUUCUUUAAAUACGCUUUGUUUCUAGGUAGAAACGUAAUAAAUUGAUUGUGCUCUAUUCAUAAAGUAGGGACGCAAAUGGG